Molecule: messenger RNA, 1284 nt
Organism: Heterostelium album PN500
Lineage: Eukaryota; Evosea; Eumycetozoa; Acytosteliales; Acytosteliaceae
Product: serine hydrolase domain-containing protein
Exons: 3
Coding region: 1-1284 (427 amino acids)
Source: RefSeq, a predicted model, not a curated record
AUGGAUAGAUCAAAUAUACAAGACCCACCCGAAUAUGAGGACCAAGAACAAUCAGAUCCAUUAAAGAAAGGUUGGAUGAUUGGAAGCCCACCACCAGCUGAUAAGAUAAUUAAGUUUAUUCAUGAAGAUAAUAAAUUCCCACAGAUGAGAUGGUCAUUGGCCAACAUUAGACAAUUGGUACCAACCGCUCAAAUCUCUCAUGGUCUAGGUCCAAUCUCAAAUCUACCACAACGUCCCCAUGAUAUCUCUCAAGUUCAAUGGGUCGAUGCCGAAGGAAACACUAAAACCUUUAUGGAUAUGAUGAAUUUGACCUAUACCGAUGGUCUCAUGGUUCUACACAAGGGUCAUGUUGUCUAUGAGAAAUAUUUCGGUGUUAUGAAUCCAACGAAACCACAUCUUGCAAUGUCCGUUACCAAAUCAUUCGUUGGAACAUUGGGUGCCAUUCUCGUACACGAAGGAAAGAUCGAUGAUACUAAGCAAGUGAUUCAUUACGUUCCAGAGUUGGCUCGUACUGCCUAUGGUGAUGCCACCGUUCGACAAGUCUUGGACAUGACCAUCUCUGUUAAAUACAGUGAAGACUAUUCCGAUGAAAAUGCAGAGGUUUGGAACUACAGUCAAUCCGCUGGUUCAAUGCCACGUCUUCCCGACUACGACGGACCAGAGACUCUCUAUGAAUUCCUUCUUACAUUGAGAAAGGAUAAAGAGCAUCAACAUGACGAACGUUUCUGGUACAAGACCGUCAACACUGAAAUCUUGGCCUGGAUCAUCAGACGUGUCACUCAGAAGCCAUUGGCUGUCUAUCUCUCCGAGAGAAUCUGGCAGAGAAUGGGUGCUGCCGACGACGCUUACUUCAUGGUCGACAGUAUCGGUACCGAGUCGGCAGGUGGUGGUUUCAAUACAUGUCUCCAUGAUCUCGCCAGAUUCGGUGAGGUCAUGCGUAACCGUGGUUUCUUCAAUGGCCAACAAGUGAUCCCAGCUGAGGUUGUCGAUGAUAUCAAAUUUAAUGGUGACAAGAAGAAAUUCGAACCCGCUGGUUAUCACACCCUCGAAGGAUGGAGCUAUCGUAAUAUGUGGUGGGUAGGUGAAGAUGCAGUCGGAGAGUUUGAGGCCAGAGGUAUCCAUGGUCAGAGAAUCCACGUCAACACAAAGGCUGAAAUGACCAUCGUUAGAUAUGCAUCACAUCCAUAUGCUUCCAACAUUAUUAAUGAUCCACCCACUCAAGCUGCCUACAGAGCAUUGGCCAACGCUAUCAUUUUUGAUAUUAUAAUUGAAUCGAUUUUAUAA